This is a messenger RNA of Cuscuta campestris, 1352 nucleotides long. The record is from the annotation of a GenBank genome assembly. Lineage: Eukaryota; Viridiplantae; Streptophyta; Magnoliopsida; Solanales; Convolvulaceae.
UGAGUGGCAUGCACUUGCUUAAAAUAAUUUAUUGAAAAUAGGAAAGUCCAAAAAAAAAGUCCGAAUCCAUGCAUGCAUUAUAUAAUUUGUGCAUUUCUAUUUUCUUGGCCAGCCCAAAACUCAACAAUGGAGGAAAUCAUAGCCAGCGGCACCACAAACCUCACGGCGGAAGCCACCGACUCCGGCAGCUCGACGGAGCAACACGACCGCCACAAGCGACGGAGGCUGCAGGAAAAUCCCGUCCCCGCCAGCAACGCCGCCGCCCCCGCCUCCUCCUCGAGGUUCAAGGGCGUCGUCGCGCAGCAAAGCGGCAACUGGGGGGCGCAGAUAUACGCCAACCACCAGAGGGUGUGGCUCGGCACGUUCAAGACCGAGGAGGAGGCCGCCUCGGCCUACGACAGUGCCGCCCUGCGCCUCCGCCGCGGCGACGCCCACCGCAACUUUGCGUGGACCCGCCUCACCCUCCAGGAGCCCUCCUUCCAGAGCCAGUUCCAGACCGGAGAGCUCCUGAAGAUGAUCAAGGACGGGUCCUACGCCCAGAAGUUCUCAGACCAUUGCACGCGGCUCGCUGCUGCUGCUGCCCAGGGCGGUCAGGCGAGUCUGACCGGCCUGGCGGGCAGCAGCGAGCCGGCGUGCUCGGUUCUGAGGCAGCUCUUCAAGAAAGAGCUGACUCCGAGCGACGUCGGGAAGCUGAACCGGCUCGUGAUCCCGAAGAAGUACGCGCUCAAGUACUUUCCCCGGGCGGCACCGCCGCCCUCGGAGAAGGCCGUCGGGGACGCGGACGGCGAAGAGACGGAGCUCGUGUUCUACGACAGGUCGAUGCGGUCGUGGAAGUUUCGGUACUGUUAUUGGAAGAGCAGCCAGAGCUUCGUGUUCACCCGGGGCUGGAACCGGUUCGUUAAGGACAAGGGGGUUAAGGCUCGGGACACGGUUGUUUUCUCGGCUUAUGAGUUCAACAAGGAUGAGAACAGUAAUGGGCCAGGGGCACGUCGGUCAAUUUGCGUGGUAGACGUGGAAUAUAACAAGGACAAUGACAUUAACAACAAGGACCAGAAUAAAGAGACACGGAGGGAAGGAGGGGUAGAAUUGGAAAAGGAAAAUAUGGCCGUGAAAGCAGCCGGAUUCACUCUUUUUGGUGUACAAAUUGUCUCAUGAGUUGGGUUCCGGGGUAACUAGUAGUUAGGUUGACUUCUAUUUCUCACCUUCCAAAAUGAAUUUUUAAUUUCAUUUUUUUAUUCUCUCAAAUAUGAGGACUUUGAAAGGUUAGUAAAAUUUAUAUUUUUACAUUUUUCAAUAUUAGAAAGUAGGAAAUACAUUUUGUAAAUUUAGUUUAAUCAAUGAUAUUAUGUUUU